AUGCCCGGUGGAGCUGCGAUGAGCACCCGCAUACUCGUCGAUCUACUGAAGAACCGCGGGUUCGGCAUCGUAGCGCUGCAGGAGGUGUGUUGGACAGGAUCUAUGGUGCGAACGUUUAGAGAUGAUCAUACCAUCUACCAGAGCUGCGGCAAUACAUGCGAACUGAGAACAGCUUUCAUCGUGAUGGGUGAUAUGCAGAGGCGCGUGAUCGGUUGGUGGCCGAUCGACGAAAGAAUGUGCAGGUUGAGGAUCAAGGGCCGUUUCUUCAACUUUAGCAUAAUCAACGUGCACAGCCCUCACUCCGGAAGCACUGAUGAUGACAAGGACACAUUUUACGCGCAGCUCGAACGUUACUACGACUGUUGCCCAAGCCACGACGUCAAGAUCAUCAUAAAAGAUCUAAACGCUCAGGUAGGCCAGGAGGAGGAGCUCAGACCGACGAUUGGAAGAUCACCACAGCAGACGGAAUCGCAAAUCGACCACGUUCUGACUGAUGGAAGGCACUUCUCCGACGUUAUCGACGUCAGGACCUAUCGUGGUGCUAACGUCGACUCUGACCACUAUCUGGUGAUGGUGAAACUGCGCCAAGAACUCUCCAUCAUCAACAAUGCACGGUACCAACUACCGCAACGGUACAACAUAGAGCGAUUGAAGCAACCGGAUGUCGCCUCAGCAUACGCGCAGAAUCUCGAGGCAGCGUUGCCAGACGAGGGCGAGCUUGAUGUGGCUCCCCUAGAAGACUGCUGGAGCACAGUGAAAGCAGCCAUAAACAACGCAGCCGAGUGCACCGUCGGAACGGUGUCCGGAACGGAGUCGACGGAACGAAUGGUUCGACGAAAAGUGCAGGGUGAUUUUGGAGGAGAAGAACGCAGCGCGGGCGGUAAUGCUGCAGCAUGGAACCCGGCAGAACGUGGAACGAUACAAACAGAAGCGAAAAGAGCAGACCCGCAUCUUUCGGGAGAAAAAACGCCACCUGGAAGAAGGGGAGUGCGAGGAAAUGGAACUGCUGUACCGCUCUCAAGAAACACGGAAAUUCUACAAGAAGCUCAACAAAUCCCGCAAUGGCUCUGUGUCGCGAGCCGAAAUGUGCAGGGAUAA
Messenger RNA from Malaya genurostris, 1098 nucleotides. RefSeq lists its product as uncharacterized. The coding region runs from base 1 to 1098 and encodes 365 amino acids. Lineage: Eukaryota; Metazoa; Arthropoda; Insecta; Diptera; Culicidae. The transcript has 3 exons. The record is from RefSeq and is a predicted model, not a curated record.